Molecule: messenger RNA, 723 nt
Organism: Lentinula edodes (shiitake mushroom)
Lineage: Eukaryota; Fungi; Basidiomycota; Agaricomycetes; Agaricales; Omphalotaceae
Product: nucleophile aminohydrolase
Exons: 6
Coding region: 1-723 (240 amino acids)
Cellular component (GO): proteasome core complex
Molecular function (GO): threonine-type endopeptidase activity
Source: RefSeq, a predicted model, not a curated record
AUGCACAGACUCAAGCAAGGCGAGGUCAACCUCGGUACCUCAAUUAUGGCCGUCCAAUUUGACGGGGGUGUGGUUAUUGGCGCCGACAGUCGUACAACCACAGGAAGCUACAUCGCCAAUCGUGUCACGGAUAAAUUAACAUACCUCCACGAUCGUAUCUACUGCUGUCGAUCGGGUUCUGCAGCAGAUACACAAGCAAUUGCAGAUUUUGGGCAUUAUUACCUCCAGAUGCAAACUCAAGUGAUGGGCUCAGCACCCUCAGUUCUGACUGCGGCCGCUAUAAUGGAGAAGAUGUGUUACCAGAACAAGGAUCAACUGAGUGCUGGUAUCAUCGUCGCUGGAUGGGACAAGAAGGCCGGCCCCAGCGUAUAUAAUAUUCCCCUUGGUGGUGGUCUCUUCAGGCAACCGUGGGCAAUUGGCGGCUCUGGGUCUACAUACGUGUACGGCUACUGCGAUGCGACAUACCAGGAAGGUUGGGGUAAGGAUGAAACCGUGAAGUUCGUCAAGAACACAUUGGCACUGGCUAUGUCUCGAGAUGGCUCAUCUGGAGGCUGCAUCCGUAUGUGUGUGAUUACGGAGGACGGUGUGGAGCGGAAAUUUAUCCCUGGAGACGAACUACCAAGGUUCUGGGAGGGCAAAGAAGUGCUUGGCGAAGCAACUCGAAAACCACUAGCCGCACUGUCUACGGUUUCGGACGUCGCUCCUAUGGCAGUCGAAGUAUAA